Molecule: messenger RNA, 1112 nt
Organism: Cyphomyrmex costatus
Lineage: Eukaryota; Metazoa; Arthropoda; Insecta; Hymenoptera; Formicidae
Product: FGFR1 oncogene partner 2 homolog
Exons: 4
Coding region: 362-976 (204 amino acids)
Source: RefSeq, a predicted model, not a curated record
UUCUUCUCGGUUCGUUGGUCGCCCCGAUGGCGCACACACACAGCACGCACACGUAUACGCACAUUUUUCCCCUCCGAGUACUCCAUGGCGUCACACAGCUGACGUGUUAACGUGCAGUCGUGUGCACCCCAGCCGCGUGAGGUGGAAUGAGACGCGAGGAGCGCGUUAAGACGGGAUCGCAUCACCGCACGUCGGCACGCAGGGCGGCCCUCAGGGGCGAGUCGAGUCUUCUCGGGAACGAGCGGCGGAGUCGCGCGUAACCUCGGCGUCCGUUCUCGGCGAGGAUCAAUCCCGCUCCGAAUGCGCGACGGAACCGCGAGUCACCGCUGAAAGCCCUGGCAGGUCGCCUACCCCGCGAAAGAUGUCGUUGACAUUUCAGCAGAUUAUAUUGGAUGCCAAGAAAUUGGUCAUUCGAAUUUCAGACCAUGAGAAUACCGCAGAUACUUUGAUAAGCGAGGUAGAAGCUGUGUGUGGACAAAUUGAUAACAUGAAGCAGUAUCAAGAAGAAGUAGAAAUUUUAAAUACAGAAGCAAAGCAAAGACCUCACUUGCAACUGAUUGCCGGAAUACAAAGGGAAAACAAACAUUUGCGAGAAAUACAAGCAGAGAAUAAGGAGUUGAGAAACGCACUGGAAGAUCACCAGCAUGCGCUCGAGCUCAUAAUGUCUAAAUAUCGACAACAAACUGCCUCUUUAUUGCGUCUCAGUAAAACUGAUUAUUCGUCAAUGCAUAAUUCGAAAUACGCUAAUAUGAUAACCAGUCAAGCGGAGAAAAUUAACGAAAUGGCAGCCGUAAUGAAAACAGCCGCUGCCUUAGAUGAGGAGAAUGAAUUGAAGGAAAAGGAAGCGUUCCAUUCUUUAAAAGAGGAGAACGCCACGCUCCGAGAGAUAGUAAAUAUUGCAAAUAAAUACGGUUCCUUAAACAAAGAAUGUUCUGUAGAAAGCAAAACCGUUCAAACAGAUCCGCCAAUAGAUUAAAGAAAUAUUCGCUCCUAGCACUUUUGAUCCUUUUUAUAAAAAGUUGACCAGUAUUUAUUUCACACAUAAACUCAUGACAUUAUAUAUUACUUAUUAGAUAAAGUCUAUUACAUGUACAAUGAGUAAGAAGUGUAUG